Nematolebias whitei (Rio pearlfish) is the source of this 2867-nucleotide messenger RNA. RefSeq names its product RAB2A, member RAS oncogene family (gene rab2a). The record is from RefSeq and is a predicted model, not a curated record. Lineage: Eukaryota; Metazoa; Chordata; Actinopteri; Cyprinodontiformes; Rivulidae. Gene Ontology annotation, cellular component: Golgi apparatus. Gene Ontology annotation, molecular function: GTPase activity; GTP binding.
GUGUGGGGAAAUCAUGUCUAUUACUACAGUUCACAGACAAGAGGUUUCAGCCGGUUCACGACCUCACUAUCGGUGUGGAGUUUGGUGCAAGGAUGAUUACUAUAGAUGGCAAACAGAUCAAAUUGCAGAUCUGGGAUACGGCUUUCAUCAACACAGCCAAGGAGAUCUAUGAGAAGAUCCAGGAAGGAGUGUUUGAUAUCAACAACGAGGCUAAUGGUAUUAAGAUCGGACCCCAGCAUCCUACCACCAACUCCACACUGUCCAGUAGCCAGGGAGGCCAACAUGCUGGAGGGGGCUGCUGCUGAAGCCCCAAAACAGCCCUUCUCCUCUUCCUCCAGUCCCAACCCUUCCUCCUCCCUGCCCUCUAUGACCCAUCGUUGCAUUUCUACAGAACGGUCCAGGCCCGCUAACAGUUUAACCUCUCUCUACCGCUCCAUUCUUUCAUCCCUCCAUCUCAGCAUCCUGAGUGUCUUGAACAUCCCCAUGGGUCUGGGGAGGGGGGGUCAACAUCCCCAUGAGUCAGCAUGAUUUCUUACAGACUUAUGAGGACCGAGUCAGCUUCACCUGCACAUUUAUUUAGUUGUUUUUUUUUGGUUCACUUUCUUUGUUUUGGUUAGAUAAAGAUUUUAAGCUUUUCAUUUAAAACAAUCCAACAACAGGCGCACUUGAGGAAAUGGUUUGCGUUUUAUUUCAGCCGUUUGAUUUAGAUCCACAGCGAUUUUGUUUUAUCACGAUACUUUAAAAUCACAUGAAGCAAUGAACUGGCAGUGGUGGACUGACUUUAUUUAGACAGAUUCAGGAUAGGAGAUUAGAAACUGAACCCUUUUAACGGCCGAUUGUGUGAAAUAAAGCAGGCACCGUGUUGUGCCUAUACACACACAUCUGUAUGUUUGUUUAAGACGGCGUUGCUAGCAGAGCAUGUUUCUACAUGCUGAGUCAGUUCUCCUGCGUUGCCUGUGUGUAUAGGGACAGUACAAGUAUUUCAAGAUGUCAGUUUGUCAGCUAUGGGAGGCAUUUAAGUCACUCUGUAAAAUUUGUUCAUAAAAACAUGCAAAUCAUGUCAUUUUUGUCCAUUCUUUCCCUUCUUUCUGUCAUUUUGCUCCAGUCUGCUUGCCCCUUUUGUCCGCUCACAGACAAUUUGUAUUUCAUGAACACUAAAAACUGGUUGUGGCUUAAAAAUCAAAUUUUUUUGAAAGCCUGGAUAGAGAAUAAAAGACCAAACUGUUCAAGUGUGAACGUUGAUCCUUUUGAAACGACAGAACACGAGCAGGAAAGUUGAACUGAGGGUUGUUGAGUGAUGGCUGCCGUUAUGAAGUUAAGAAGAAAUGUAUGAAUUAGAAAUUGAGUUGGGUUUUUUUUAUAUAUAAAUAUAUAUAUUUAUCAGGCGCAUUUCUGUGUAUAUAUGGCUCUUUAGGUUUCUGUAGCUGUUCUGGAUGUUUAACAUGAAGCUUGCCAUGUUAUGGUCUUUGAAGUCUUAACCAGGAGCUGAGAAGAGAUUUCUCCGAGUCUGAAACAGCUUUUUAGCAUUUUCAGCUAUCCUCAUUUAAACCCAGAGGAGCUCAGCCACCCUGGUACUUUGGGGUUGGUGGUGCCCUUUCUUUUAAAUGACAAGUAUGAAUGAUAACGGGCUGUUAACAGGCCCGACCAGAGGUAUUCAGCAUCCCUGGUGGGGGACUUUGACUCCAGCUGAAAAUGUCAAAGCAUCUCCCCUUUCUUUAAGCGAGCUAAGAUUUCCACCCUGAAUUAGCCGCAGAUCCAUAGCUGUACCGUUUGGAGCUUGAUCGACGACCGCCGCCAUGUUUAUUUGGCUUCAGUAUCCCAGAUGUAAUCAUUUUACUGCUGCGAUGAUUCCAUUCACCCCUUCUCCUCACCCCCUUUUUUUUUUUUUUUUUUUUUUUGCAAACUGCAGUAACAAUAGCUCUGUACCUGCUUUUUAUGCCAAAUUAUUGUUUGCUUGUGUUUUAUCAACAAAAUUAAAUGAAAGGGAGUGAAACAUCAAGUAAGCCCUUAGAGUCUGACCUGAAAUCAGCUGUCUGCCUUAACGCCCACCUCCCCCCGAGAGACUUGGACGGCUGCGAAAAUGACCUUUUAUUUGCAGAUGGGCUUUUUACCACUAACGAACUAGUCAGCGAUGUAUACACAUGUCUAGAUGCACACUUAGAACAUGUUCCAGUUUGAUUUCUGGGUAUCAAUUGGGGCAUUUGAAAUGAAUCUCAUGUUUGUUUUUCUUUUACCUGUCCCCUCCAAAUUUACAUGCACCACCUGCAUACAGUGUAUGUAUGCAUGUGUAGAUGAUGUAUACAUAUUUUCUUGUCUAGCUAACAAGCUGUUUUCUCUGCAGGCUGACUGUAACUUUGGGGUUUCACAGCAGUGUGAGUGAAUCUCGAUUUUCUCUAAUUGUAGUUGAUUUUUUUUAAUCUUCAGUAUAUUCAAUCAGUUAUUAAUCCUAUUCAGAUCAUAAUUAUCCUUUGUAAACCAACAUGUAAGUGUGUGUGUGUGAGUGUGAACCCAGAGGGGUUACAGGGGGAAGACCAAGCCAAACCUGAUGCAUCUACCUGUUAAUCUUAUCUAUGUGGCCCUCUUCUCUCUUCCUCUUCCUGCCUCUCCUCCUUCCCCUCAACGUUUAUUGCUGUUUGUUCUUUGAAAAAAAAUAAAACCUUAAAAAAAAAGAAAAAUGAAAAUACUAUCACAAUAAACUAUAAUAAAACAUUCUAAACUCUGUCAACUUGAUGGUUAUGUUAUGAUAGAAAAAAAUGUUUACAAAAAAAAAAAGAAGCUGCAGUUGUAUUUUCUGUCCAUAUUUUUUUUUGAUACCCAUCCGGCCUUUCUCACUGUUUGUCGCUUUAAUUCAGUCAUUAAAAUGAGAC